Lepus europaeus (European hare) is the source of this 1047-nucleotide messenger RNA. Its product is annotated as pyridoxine-5'-phosphate oxidase-like. The transcript is spliced from 3 exons. The record is from RefSeq and is a predicted model, not a curated record. Bases 1 to 1047 code for a protein of 348 amino acids. Lineage: Eukaryota; Metazoa; Chordata; Mammalia; Lagomorpha; Leporidae. Gene Ontology annotation, molecular function: pyridoxamine phosphate oxidase activity; FMN binding. Gene Ontology annotation, biological process: pyridoxine biosynthetic process; pyridoxal 5'-phosphate biosynthetic process.
AUGAAGCAGCGACCAGCUGAGAAUGGAAGCAGGCUCCUUUUACAGGAAUUUGGAGUCAGUUGUUUGUCUCACGUAGAUGAGGAAUUGGGACUCAGCGAGGAUCCAUCUUGGAAGUUCGGGCGACCUGCUGAGUGGCCGCGCUACAUGCGUCACCUGUCUGGUCGCGGUGCUGCCAUGGACCUGGGACCCAUGCGCAAGAGUUACCGCGGGGACCGAGAGGCUUUUGAGGAGGCUCAUCUGACCUCCCUGGACCCCAUGAAGCAGUUCGCUGCCUGGUUCGAGGAGGCUGUCCAGUGUUCUGACGUAGGGGAAGCCAAUGCCAUGUGUCUGGCCACCCGCACCAGGGACGGGAAGCCCUCUGCCCGCAUGUUGCUGCUGAAGGGCUUUGGCAAGGACGGCUUCCGCUUCUUCACCAACUUCGAGAGUUGCAAAGGAAAGGAGCUGGACUCGAAUGCCUUCGCGUCCCUCGUCUUCUACUGGGAGCCCCUAAACCGUCAGGUGCGUGUGGAGGGCCCCGUGAAGAAGCUGCCUGAGGAGGAGGCUGAGAGCUACUUCCACUCCCGUCCCAAGAGCAGCCAGAUCGGAGCUGUGGUCAGUCAGCAGAGCUCUGUGAUCCCCUACUGGGAGUAUCUGAGAAAGAAGAAUGAGGAACUGGAGCAGCUCUACAGGGAGCAAGAGGUGCCCAAGCCAAAAUACUGGGGCAGCUACUUCCUGUGCCCGCAGGUGAUGGAGUUCUGGCAAGGCCAGACCAACCGCCUGCAUGAUCCGAUUGUCUUUCGGCGCGGCCAGCCCGCGGGCGAUGCGGCGCUGGGGCCCAUGACCCGGCGCGGGGAGGAAGGCUGGCUCUACGCCUUGACCGCAGCGUCGGUCGGCUGCGGCGGCGCUGGGCGGCCCAGGGGAUUCCGUGCAGCCAAGGUCACAAGCGCCUACGAGAGCCGUGCUGUUGGCUGUGUGGUCCAGCAGCCCUUUGGAAGCCCAUUUGAGAACCUGACGCCCACCCCCAGCCCCAGUGAACCCAAUUCUGCAAUUAAACAUGCCCCCAGGUGA